AUGGAAGUUAAACCUAAAUUGAAGGAAUAUAUUCGCGAGAUCUAUGAAACUUCGGAAGGGACCUUUGUCUUCUGUGCUUUUGUGAAGCAGCUCCAAUUUAUGGCAACGCUUGAUGCUAUUGAGGUUGAUAUGUCCUAUAAGCGAGUGAAGGGGGAUAUCAACGAGGUGAUCUUCGCUACAAUGCUCACGAACCAUGGUAAAAUUAUAACGCUCUGUCGUGUUUUCACUGACCAAGAGAACUCCGCGGGGUAUAAAUUUAUCUUCCGGAUGGUCUUUGAACUUAUAUCAAGGUCAAUAGGGAGACCUAUUAGGUUUCACUACCUACAUGGUGAAGGUAUUAAGGCAAUUGUUGGCGAUAUGUGUCCAAAGCAGAUCCUCGGCUUAGGUACAUUCCUUCAGGACCAAGAUACCGAGCACCAUAGGCGAUCUCCAGCUUGGCACCUCGCGCGGAUUAUGAUCUUUUGCGCUAUUCACUUUAUGCGAACAGUAUCAAAGAUCUACCCAAAUCGACCUGAUGGCUCCCAUAUAGAGCGCCAUGAGCGGCUAAAUGGGCUACUGCUAUGUAAGACCGAACGUGAUUACCAUAAGCUACUAGAUCUUAUUGAAGAGCACGAGCCAGACCUCAAAUAUUGGGUUCGACAUAAGAGACACCCAGUUAUUGCAGCGGGGCUAUGCCAGGCAUGCUCAGGUGUUAGCCCUAAAUUCUUUUCAAGGUUCCGGCCUCAUACAAAUGCAGUCGAGCAAAUCCAUAAUAAGUCCUAUGCUCUUGGAACUUAUGAUUCGUUAUUAGGUGCUGUGACAAAGUCAUUAUACCUUGAUCAACAGGAUUUAGACCAACUCGAGACUCGAGAGAAGUUUGGUAUUCAUCACCGCUAUCAAGCUGAUGAUAUCGAAGCCCGCUUUGGAAGGAAUCUCCAGCGCGAAGCUAGAAAAAGAGAAAAAGCGGAAAAUCAGGCUAGUCAACAUAGAGAAGCACAGAUACAGUUUGAUAUUGAUGAUCAAAUCCUCCUUGAGGCCUCAUCGUCAGGCUACGUGGUUGAUAUUGGACGUCGGUCAAGGUCAUCUACGCCACGUCGGUCAAGAUCAUCUACACCACGGCGAUCAAGCUCUAGAGCUACUACACGGAGCCGUUCUCGAAUAUCUACAAGCCCUAGUCUCCGGCGUACAGCUGUGAUAAACUCACAGAAUCAAGACCAUCUAAACGACCUUCGAGAGCUCGAAAUUCGGCAGAAACGCCAAGAGAUUGAGGAUUCUCAAGAAGAAAGACGAAUGAAGCGUCAGCAGUUAGAGCUUGAGACUAAAGAACAAGAACUAAGGGUUGCGAAGAUUGAACUAGAAAGGCAGCUCGUUGCGGCGCAACUAGAGCAGAUAAAGAGAAGGAACUAG
Penicillium cinerascens is the source of this 1386-nucleotide messenger RNA. RefSeq lists its product as uncharacterized. The record is from RefSeq and is a predicted model, not a curated record. Lineage: Eukaryota; Fungi; Ascomycota; Eurotiomycetes; Eurotiales; Aspergillaceae. The coding region runs from base 1 to 1386 and encodes 461 amino acids. The transcript has 7 exons.